AUGGGAACGUACCGCUUUGUUCUCGUCCAACCUGUGGCUAGGCCAGCCUAUCCACUGUUCGGCGUGUCUCCGUUGCCAGCGACGUUGCCCGUCCAGGCACUGCUCGCGCUUGGUGCCGCAAUCAUCAUCGCCAUCGGCCUUGCCGUCUAUACCGACAUGCUCAAACCUGGCCUCUUAGCAGCGUCGCAUCUUCAUCCAUAUACCCCAUCGGCAUCGUCCGAAAAAGGCCAUGCCUUGCGGCGCGCCCGAUCCGCUCACCACUCCGCCUCUACCUCGAGAGCUUCAUCUCUAUCGUCGACAGCACCCAGAGCCCGUGUCGCAAACCCAAAGUACAAGGGCCUCCGAAAUACAGGCAACACAUGCUUCUUCAACUCCACCUUGCAGUCGAUAUCGUCCCUGACGCUAUUUCGCAGAUACCUCUACGUUCUUGUGCACGAAGCAGAACGAUGGGAUACGCCUACGCCCGUCAUUGAUGCGCUCCUCGAGCUCAUAGAAGAGCUCGCCGAACCGGUGGACAGGAACGCAGCUAUCAACCCGGUACAGCUUGUACGGGCACUACAGGACUUGCCGUCAUCUUCAAUACGAAGCCUCGUUGGGGCUCAUCAACAACAGGAUGCCCACGAGCUCUUUGCACUCCUCAACGAGGCGGUCGAUGCCGAAGCACAAGCGAUCCAGCGCGAGCGCUCCCUCGCCCUCGACACCGAACAAGCAGGGCUUCGUGCACUCAUGGCACCAUCGUUGCCUUGGAGCGGUCGUGGUGUCUAUGCAGACCCAGCACAAGCAGGUUCCAGUCUGGCAGGCAACGGCACCUCGAAUCCACUACAGAUACUCGGCAUCCCUCAGGACAACAAACAAGCUGCGAACCCGGACGUCGUCGGCACGAGCAGCGAUCACACGCUCAUGAUCUCGCCCUUUGAUGCGCUCUUGGCGCAGCGCACCAUCUGCCUCGACUGCGGAUACUGCGAGGCGAUCCGCCACUUUUCUACUUCCGAGAUCUCCUUAUCCGUCCCAGCAUUCAAUGUACGCACACGCACCUCAGAGCUCACGGGCACUUCGGCCUGCUCGCUUCAAGAAUGUCUCGCAUUGUGGUCCGACUUGGAGCAGGUCGAUUGGAUCUGCUGGAACUGCACCCUGCGCAACACUUCGCAGGCAGUCAAGAUCGACAUCGCUGCCAAGGUCCCAACCCCAGCCGGUGCCAAGCCGAAUGGAGCAUCUGCCAACGGAGAUGCACACUUGUCGUCCAACGGCAGCUUGACGCCGGCCAAAAAGAAACGCUUGGCCCAGCUCAGAUCGAAAGAAGCCAAGCUGACACGCAUACUGCAGUCAGGGCUUUCCGAGGACGAGCUGAAGCAGUCUUCCGACGACCCGGCCUCGCCGUGGCAUAACGUGCUCAACAACCUCCAACUCAGGAAGACCAUUAGCCGCCUGUCUACCAAGCAAAUCAUGAUUUCGCGACCACCGCGCAUACUGACGUUGCAUCUCAACCGAUCCUCCUACUCGGCCUCUUCCUGGGCACCGGCUAAGAACAACCGACACGUGCUGUUUCCGGAGUACCUCGACUUGAGCGCGUUCACCCUGCAAGGAAGCAUCUCGUUGGAUGGACGGCAGACGAUGAACUCGAGCCAGAUGCAUCAUGCGGAGGGCGGCGGGGAGGAAGCCAGAGCGGAAUCGGUCUAUCGGCUUGCUGCUAUUGUGGUGCAUUACGGCUCACACUCCUUCGGACACUAUAUCGCCUUCAAGCGUGUUACGAAUGCGGAUGCGAGGCACGAGGGUCUGAGCGAGGACAGUGGUGCGGAGGCAGACAGCUGGUUGAGAAUCUCGGACGAAAGCGUCACGCGGGCUACGAUUCAACAGGUCAAGCAGGAGAACCCGUAUAUGCUGUUCUACGAGUUGAUGCCGCCACGAUCUGGGAUUCAGCAGCAGGCGAAGCAGGACAAGGUGGAGCUGCCGGACGGAUCCGCUGAUUAUGCCACGUUGCAGAAAGCGAUCGCCGGCGCGAUGGCGACGGCCUCCAAUGGGCAUGCGCAAGGCAGUCUACACGAGGUCGUGGGCGCUGUGGAUCAAUCAGGGUCUUCCAGAGCGAGUCCCGCGCCGAGCUCGAUCCGGAUCAGACCGAGGACGGUGCAUCGCUGGAGCACUCCUCCGGUCGCGUAA
Messenger RNA from Pseudozyma hubeiensis SY62, 2154 nucleotides. Its product is annotated as ubiquitin carboxyl-terminal hydrolase. Gene Ontology annotation, molecular function: cysteine-type deubiquitinase activity; cysteine-type endopeptidase activity. The coding region runs from base 1 to 2154 and encodes 717 amino acids. The record is from RefSeq and is a predicted model, not a curated record. Gene Ontology annotation, biological process: protein deubiquitination. The transcript has a single exon. Lineage: Eukaryota; Fungi; Basidiomycota; Ustilaginomycetes; Ustilaginales; Ustilaginaceae. Gene Ontology annotation, cellular component: nucleus; cytosol.